This is a messenger RNA of Fraxinus pennsylvanica, 345 nucleotides long. Lineage: Eukaryota; Viridiplantae; Streptophyta; Magnoliopsida; Lamiales; Oleaceae. The record is from the annotation of a GenBank genome assembly.
AUGAAGCUGUCAUCAUCACAAGAUCGUCCAAAUUCAGACCCUAACCCUAUUUUUUCCUCUUCAUCAUCAUCACCAUCUUCUACAGCUAGGUUUUCACCUUAUAUGACAAGGAAUUCAUCUUUCAAUUUUUUCUCUUCACCGGCCUUCAUUGUUGAUGAGAAGAUGGGAAAGAAUCAUAACAGAGAGUCCUUGCUUAAAGCAGAAGAGUUGACAGGUUGUACAACAAGAAAUGAUUAUAGGGUUUGGAAAACCAAAGAGUUUGUUAGGUUGGACACGAACAAGAGUUUGCUCCAAGAAGCCGCAGUGGAAGAUUUGGAUCUAGAGCUUAGACUUGGUUAUUCUUAG